Cyprinodon variegatus (sheepshead minnow) is the source of this 542-nucleotide messenger RNA. It is a transcript of the gene commd4, whose product is annotated as COMM domain containing 4. The record is from RefSeq and is a predicted model, not a curated record. The coding region runs from base 201 to 527 and encodes 108 amino acids. The transcript is spliced from 5 exons. Lineage: Eukaryota; Metazoa; Chordata; Actinopteri; Cyprinodontiformes; Cyprinodontidae.
UUGUUAGUAAGCACACCUUUGCCCAAAUUAAACUAUUCCUUUCCUAAUAAACUAUCUUUGCCAGUUUAGCCUCAUAAAGUGGGCGGGGCAGGACCGGGAGCAACCAGCACGUCUGUCACAAGUUUAGACUGAAACGUCACCCUUUUGACCAAUCAGAGACGAGGAAAGAUUUCUAACUUCCGGGUCUCCCACUAACAACCAUGCGGUUCCGGUUCUGUGGGGAUUUGGAUUGCCCCGAUUGGGUGCUGGCCGAAAUCAGUACAUUAGCAAAGAUAUCGAGUGUGAAGAUGAAACUCCUUUGUGCUCAAGUGCUGAAGGAUUUACUGGGUGAGGGUAUAGAUUAUGAAAAAGUAACAAAACUGACUGCAGAUGCAAAGUUUGAGAGUGGAGACAUUAAAGCCAGCAUAGCAGUUCUCAACUUUAUUUUGUCCAGCGCUUCAAAACAUGAUGUCGAUAGUGAAUCUCUGUCCAGUGAACUGCAGCAACUCGGCCUGCCAAAAGGUUUGUGCUUGGCACUUUUUUUUUAACUGCUCAGCGUUUUU